Molecule: messenger RNA, 1886 nt
Organism: Brassica oleracea var. oleracea
Lineage: Eukaryota; Viridiplantae; Streptophyta; Magnoliopsida; Brassicales; Brassicaceae
Product: V-type proton ATPase subunit H
Exons: 12
Coding region: 160-1512 (450 amino acids)
Biological process (GO): proton transmembrane transport
Cellular component (GO): vacuolar proton-transporting V-type ATPase, V1 domain
Molecular function (GO): protein binding; heme binding; proton-transporting ATPase activity, rotational mechanism
Source: RefSeq, a predicted model, not a curated record
CGGUUCAGAUCCGAGCUCUCCUUAUCUUUUCAGAAGAAAGAAGAAGAAGAAGAAGAAGAAGAGAUCUUUCACUGUCUUCUCCCUUCUCGUUUGCUGCCUUCAGAGAGAUUCGGAUCAGUUUCAAUCUAAAAAGGUGUUAGUUAAGUUUCUCAACUAACCAUGGAUCAAGCAGAACUGUCUAUGGAGCAGGUGUUGAAAAGGGAUAUUCCAUGGGAGACUUACAUGACGACGAAGCUCAUUUCAGCUACAGGUCUCCAGCUCUUGAGGCGCUUUGAUAAAAAACCUGAAAGUGCGAGGGCACAGUUGCUCGAUGAAGAUGGUCCAGCUUAUGUUCAUCUGUUUGUUACCAUCUUGCGUGAUAUAUUCAAGGAGGAAACUGUGGAAUAUGUUUUGGCUUUGAUUUACGAAAUGCUCUCUGCUAACCCAACACGAGCUCGGUUAUUCCAUGAUGAAACUUUGGAACAUGAGGAUACUUACGAGCCUUUCUUGAGGUUGCUGUCGAAGGGAAACUGGUUUAUUCAAGAAAAAAGCUGCAAGAUCCUUGCCUGGAUAAUAAGUGCUAGGCCAAAAGCUGGUGUUAUUGCUAAUGGAGAAGCUUCGGGUUCUAAAAAACCUAUUACUACAAUCGAUGAUGUUCUCAACGGGUUGGUGGAGUGGCUUUGUGCUCAGUUGAGGCAACCUUCUCAUCCAACUCGUGGUGCUCCAAUUGCUAUCAGCUGCCUGUCGACACUGCUUAAGGAACCUGUUGUCAGAUCAUCGUUUGUUCAGGCAGAUGGGGUUAAGUUACUUGUCCCUCUUAUCUCACCUGCAUCCACUCAGCAGUCUAUCCAGCUUCUCUACGAAACAUGUCUGUGCAUCUGGCUUCUCUCCUACUUUGAACCCGCCAUAGAGUACUUGGCCACAUCUAGGACAAUGCAAAGGCUCACGGAAGUGGUUAAGAGCUCGACCAAGGAAAAGGUUGUCAGGGUGGUCAUAUUGACAUUCAGGAACUUGCUUCCAAAAGGUACAUUUGGUGCCCAGAUGGUUGAUCUUGGACUCCCACAUAUCAUCCACAGUCUGAAAACACAAGCAUGGAGUGACGAGGACUUGCUGGAUGCACUGAACCAACUAGAAGAAGGGCUAAAAGACAAGAUCAAGAAGCUGAGCUCCUUCGACAAAUACAAGCAAGAGGUUCUUCUUGGCCAUCUUGACUGGAACCCAAUGCACAAAGAAGCCAACUUCUGGCGUGAGAAUGUCACUUGCUUUGAGGAGAAUGACUUCCAGAUACUCAGGGUUCUCCUCACAAUCCUGGACACGUCAACUGAUCCAAGAUCAUUGGCGGUGGCAUGCUUUGAUAUCUCGCAGUUCAUACAGUACCACCCAGCGGGGAGAGUGAUCGUGACAGACCUCAAGGCGAAAGAGAGAGUGAUGAAACUGAUGAACCAUGAGAAUGCCGAGGUUACCAAGAACGCUCUCUUGUGCAUUCAGAGGCUUCUCCUUGGUGCUAAGUACGCCAGCUUCUUGCAAGCUUGAUGCGACUUGCAUGUUUCUUUCCAUAUAUACGGAAAGCAACCAAAACACAGACACAGUGUUUCCUUUUCUCCCUGUGGAUUUGUUGUUAAAACCUGCCCCAAACCCCUUCUACAUCACAAGACCAUCUCUUUAUUAUUUUGUCCUAAAGAAAGUGCUAUUAUACACUUGAAUAAUAGCUGCGUUGUUUUUUUUUUACCUUUUGUAUUUAUUUAUUCAAUAAAAAGGCCUCGAGGAAUGCUAUUGUUACAGACAGCAAUCUCGGGACUGUUUGUUGUAAGACUGAUGUGAAUGUUCCAGUGUAAUGCGGAUGAUGGUUGCAUUCUCUGCUAAUGUGUUUACAACAUUGUUUCAGUUAUUAUCAAUAUCUUUCAGAA